Messenger RNA from Dendronephthya gigantea, 4090 nucleotides. RefSeq names its product collagen alpha-6(VI) chain-like. NCBI's taxonomy places the organism in Eukaryota, Metazoa, Cnidaria, Anthozoa, Malacalcyonacea, Nephtheidae. Bases 123 to 3887 code for a protein of 1254 amino acids. The transcript is spliced from 13 exons. The record is from RefSeq and is a predicted model, not a curated record.
UUAUUUUAUCAGCUGACGCACAGUUGUAAAUCGGAUUGCCACUAGCCAGUUUUGGGUCAAAGCUGGCGCGCACUAUUAGCAUUAUUAUUAUUGUACAGCGUAUCAAUAGAGGCAGACAUUGAAUGAGCAACGCAAAACGAAACAUGGAUAUUAUCACACGCCUUUUGUGGUGUCUCGGGUUGGUGAUAACAUUUUCAGGAGUUUGGGCAACUCGAAAAUGCUCCAGAGAUAAUUUGGACAUUUUCAUUGUGCUGGAUGGCUCGAAAAGUAUCCAAGAAAUUAACUUUGCAAGACUUCGGAAUUUCUUGUCAGACAUUGUGGGAGAGUUCAAAAUUGGCGAGUUUGAAAGCCGCGUGGGCUUGAUGCAGUUUAGUAACAAGUUUCGCACAGUCAUCGAGUUUGAUUUUGGAAAACAUAUGACGACCAAGGAUGUCCAGGACAACAUCCAUAAACUUGUACACCAAUAUGGUAAUCAAACAUAUGCUGGGGAUGCUUUGAGACUCGUAAACAAGCAUGUGUUUCCAGGAAAUACCAGUAGCUCUGGACGUCCAGAUUCUGAAAAAAUUUUGCUCUUGGUAACAGAUGGCCAACCACACGACCAAGAUUUGGCUUUAAACGAAGCAUAUGAAUUGAAAAAGAAAGGUGUUCAUUUGAUCACAGUGGGAGCGGGAACAGAGAAAUGGAUAAGCAAGUUGAAGUUAUUCCUCAAUCGUCUUGGAUCCAAACCAACCCACAACCAAAACGGGGACUUUAGGUACUUAUCGAGGCUCACUCAUCAGUUGGUUAAGGACAUUUGCGGAAGCAAAGCAAGACAGCCAGCUCCUCCACACAAGUGUUUUCAGGAGAAAAAUGACAUUCUUAUCCUGAUGGAUGGGUCCAAAUCAAUGACCAAGAGAAACUUCCUUAAAGCACGUUCAUUCCUGCAAGAUUUCCUGUCUCGGGUGGAUAUCGGACCCUCUCGGACUCACGUCGGCGUGAUUCAGUAUAGCGAAAGUCACAAAUCAAGUAUCGAAGUUGCACUUGAUCAAUAUGGCACCGUGGAAGAUCUGAUGGCAGCUGUGGCAAAGAUAAUGUAUCAAGGGGGAAAGGAAGGAGACUUGUUUAACGCUUUGAGACAGGCUGACUUAUUGGUUUUCACGAGCGGCCACGGUGACCGUGUUUCAGCGCCUGAUACCAUUAUAAUUUUCACUAAUGGUAACUACAACAACGAAGGCGUACCCGAAAUGAUCAGAAGACUAAGACAGAAGAAAAUUCGGAUUCUAAGUGUAGGGGUUGGAAAUGGAGGAAAGAUUUACAACCAGGACAAGAUUGAUGCCCUCGCUAUAGGAACUGGUGACGUGUACGACCUUAAAGGGUUAAAAGGGUCAGUGUUUAUCGAUGAUGUCACCCCAACCACCUGCAAAAUGACCACUUGCACCUCAGCUGCUCCAGAAUGCUCACCAGAAAAUCAAGACAUCAUUUUCCUUGUUGACGGCUCAGCCAAAAUUGACGCGAGAUAUUUUCGACUGGCGCAGAGAUUCAUUAAACGUCUUAUUAACAAGAUGACUGUUGGGAAAAAUACGACACACGUUGGUGUUAUGCAAUAUGGAUCAACUGGCCGAGUUAUUCAUUCGUCCCGGCUAGCUACAGAAAACUUGAGAAGUCAAGUAAGCGAACAAAUCUCCAAGAUGGUUUAUAUGAGAGAAACGGGACGUGACUCGAAUUUGGCUUAUGCUUUGUCCGUUGCGAGUGAUACGCUGCUUAACCCUCAAAUUAAAGAUCGUGAAGGUGUUACAAAAACUAUCGUUUUAAUAACAGAUGGUGAUAUUUCGGAAUUUUCUGAAGUUAAUGCCGUGGCUCAAACUGUACGCAAUCGCGGAAUUCGCAUCAUUGCCUUGUCGAAUGGCAUAAACAGCAAAUAUGAAACAUUUGUAGCGUCACUACGAUUAAUCGCUUCAGGCCCUAAGGAAUAUUACAGAUUGGACAAUUCACAGUUCAAUGAAGUUCUCAAAGAGCUGCAAAAGACUGUGUGCAUCUCGGAACCACUGAUCCCAGAUACCUGUUUUUCCCAGAGAAGGCGGGUGUUUUUCGCGCUUGAUAGUUCGUCAGGACGGGGCAGGAAGAAGUUCAAAGAGGUGAAAUCAUUCGUGGAAAAUUUGGUAAAGAAACUUCAGAUUGGUUUGUCAGAUGGUCUGGUUGGUUUCAUGCAGUAUGAUGAUCUCACGACUGCAAGAGGUCGUGUUGUGUUCAGGCGAAAUGAAACGGUCAGCAAAACUUUGUGGCGCAUUCAAAAUAUGGAAUAUCGCAAGGGACAACGGAGCUAUCUUGGAAAUGCGUUAAGAAUUAUAAAUAACGAGGUAUUUCGAAAUGGCGCCGACCGUCACGAGGGAUACAAGGAUUUACUCGUUAUCAUCGCUCACAAAGAAAUCAUAGACGCACAGGUAGCCUUCGACGAAGCUGAGAAACUUAAAGACAAAGGCGUUGAAAUAAUCUCAAUAGCCACUGGCAACCGGAAGACGAUAGAGAGAGUAAAGAGUCAGUUGCAAGUUAUCUCAACAACAUCGACCAACACACAUUCGGCCGACUACACGUCACUAUGGGCUUCACUCGAAGAUGUCCUGGUUAAUGUCUGUGGUCUUGGGCAGUGCACUUCAUUCAUGGCGAAAUCGUGUACUCCAAAGAAACAAGACAUCGCGUUUCUCAUUGACAGUUCAAGAAGUAUUGGAGCCGUGAACUAUCGUCGACUGCAAAGAUUCACUCGACGUCUAGCCUCAAGACUGGACCUCGAGGAAGGUAGAACGCAUCUUGGUGUGAUGCAAGUCGGAGGUCGCAAAGAAUCGCGUUUCCAGUUCAACAUGGGUGAAUUUCCUGACCGUAGUGAUGUCCUCUAUAUGAUUAAAGACAUGACCUACAUUGACAGCAAAUAUACGUAUAUGGGUGAAGGUCUGAAAAGAAUACGAGAAGAGGUUUUCAACAACCGUGGUAGGGAUCGUCCUGAGAUUCCUAACACUCUCGUAAUCUUCGCAGACGGGCACUCUCACGACGCAGACGACAUGUUGAGGGAGUCGGAAUUAUUGAAAGCUAAUGGAGUAACGAUUCUGGCAGUCGGUUACGGUCAAAAUGCGUCUUUGGAGAGAUACGGAAAGAAAAACCUAAUUAGGAUGGCAACAAAUCAUAGGGAUGUUUUCAGCAUUGAUUUUCAAAAUAAUGACUUAAAACUGGAAGAGAAAAUUGAAGUGAUUGCUAAACAUCUGGUGAAAGUAGACUGCCCAAGAGGAGCUCACCCUCCUGUGCAUUGUACCCAGGGAUCAGUCGAUCUUUUCCUUCUCGUCGAUGGCUCACGAAGUAUCACGGCAGAAAACUUCAAAUUUGUUCGAAAAUUUUUGAGAAAGCUGACCGCAGAGUUCGACAUCAGUGAGAAUGCGGCACAUGUCGGAUUAUUGCAGUUCAGUGACCAAAAAUCAAUGAGUUACGAAUUUGCUCUGAAUGAAAUGAACAGCAACAGGCAAGUGAGAAAAGCUAUCAAACACAUGAAAUACCAAGCUGGCUCAAGAACGGAGACUGGGGACGCCUUACGAAUUGUUAACAAAUUUAUUUUCAAUCAUCGUAACGGCGACAGGCCCGAUGUGGCAGAUGUUUUAAUCAUAUUUACAGACGGCGAGGCACACGACUUCGAGGUCGCUAAAAAACACGCUCAAGAGAUGAAGAAGAGAAACAUUCGCAUUAUUACGAUUGCGGCCGGCCCUGAUGCGAAGAAUCCUAAGGCAGCACUUGUGAAACAAAUGGAAGCUCUCGCGAGCGACCCGCUCAACGUGUACACUGUCGAUUUCUCUGAACUCAACGACAUUGUGGACAGAUUAAUAGACAUUGAUUGCUCUAUAGUGCCGGCAGGGAAAAAGUUAAGAUAAAAUGCGAGAGAACCAUGUAUAGCGACGUCUCGCGGGACACACGGGCGAUGUCAUUUAUAUUCAUACUUGUACCAUAUAUAAAGCGUACAUUUGCGCGAAGAUAUAAAGUUGAUAACAGUAAGGAAUAGAAACUGUAACUACCUAAAACCAUGUAAUGGUGUACGUAGCAAGAGAAAUAAAGCCCGUAAUAUUGAUUCUUGGAA